AUGUCCGUUUUUGCUCGGGCCCCUCCCCCCAAGUCGGCCCUCGGCCGCUACCGUCUGCUCUCGCCACUCGCCAGCGUCCGUGUCAGCCCGCUGUGCCUGGGCGGCAUGAACCUUGGCGAAGCCUGGAAGGACUACAUGGGCAGCGUCGACCACAAGACCGCCGAUGAGCUGCUUGACUAUUUCUACGACAAAGUGGGUGUCUCGUGUGAAGGUGAUAUUGUAGGAGAGCAGCUCGGUCAGUCAGAUACUAAUACAACAGCAGAGGAGUCCGAGCAGUGGAUCGGCGAGUGGAUGGAGAAGCGCGGCGUCCGCGACCAGAUGGUCAUUGCCACCAAGUACACCACCAACUACCGCCAUCUGAAGCCCGACCACAUCCAGGCCAACACCACCGGCAACAGCACCAAGAGCCUGCGUGUCUCCGUCGAAGCGUCCCUCAAGAAGCUCCGCACCGACUACAUUGACAUCUUGUACGUCCACUGGUGGGACUACGCCACGAGCAUCCCCGAGGUGAUGCAGUCCCUCAACCAGCUGGUCCAGGCCGGCAAAGUCUUGUACCUUGGCGUCUCCGACACGCCCGCUUGGGUCGUCAGCAAGGCCAACGAGUACGCCCGCAACCACGGCCUCCGCCCCUUUAGCGUCUACCAGGGCAUGUGGUCGGCCGCCACGCGCGACUUUGAGCGCGACAUUAUCCCCAUGGCCCGCGACGAGGGCAUGGCUCUGACGCCCUGGGGCGCUCUGGGCGGUGGCGCCUUCAAGACCGAGGAGCAGCGCCGCCGCCAGCAAGAGCAGAAGGAGGGCCGCCAGGCGCCCGCCUCGCCCGCGGCGCUUGCCGUCAGCCGCGUCCUUGAAACGGUGGCCAACCGCCACAACACGGUGAUUACCAGCGUGGCCCUUGCCUAUGUCAUGCAAAAGACGCCGUAUGUCUUCCCCAUUGUGGGCGGCCGCAACACGGCACAGCUGCAGAGCAACAUUGACGCGUUGUCUCUCGUCUUGACCAAGGAGGACGUCGCCGAGAUCGAGGCGGCGGUGCCCUUCGACUUGGGCUUCCCGCACAACUUCUUAGCGUACUCCGCCGCGGGCAACACCUCCACACCCAACCACUACCAGAACGCCGGUCUCUUGGCCAUGUCGGCGACAUACGACUAUGUCCCACAGCAGCAGGCCAUCCGCAUUCCGAAGGACAUCACCAAGGCCGAGUAG
Molecule: messenger RNA, 1200 nt
Organism: Sporothrix schenckii 1099-18
Lineage: Eukaryota; Fungi; Ascomycota; Sordariomycetes; Ophiostomatales; Ophiostomataceae
Exons: 2
Coding region: 1-1200 (399 amino acids)
Source: RefSeq, a predicted model, not a curated record